GGUUUUCUCAUUCUUUCAGUCCAAUACGGACCGCCGCAAAGAACAGUACUCGAUUUACAAUGAAUUUCGAAUUAAUUUUAACUAUUAUUUUUUUAUUAAUUGCGUGUUUGUAUUUUUAUUUUAAAAAUGCGUUCGAUUAUUGCAAAAAAAUCGGGGUUCCAACCGUUCCUACGAGUUUUCUAUUUGGAAAUAUUAAGCCUGUGGUGUUUAGACAACAAAGUAUUAGUGAUAAAGUUGCCGAAACUUAUAGAUUAAUAAAGCCGUCUGGUUACCCAAUAACAGCAGUCUACUUCUUCGUUCAUCCAGUUUUCGUUCCCAUCAGCUUGGAUUUAAUAAAAAACAUAUUCCUAAAAGAUUUCCAUCACUUCGAUGAUAGAGGAAUAUUCUACGACGAAGAAAACGAUCCAGUAUCGGCUCAUUUAUUUUCUUUAUACGGCGAUAAAUGGAAAACAUUGCGGUCUAAAUUAACUCCAGCUUUUACAACGGGAAAAAUCAAAUUCAUGUUUGAUUUGAUCCAAAAAAACGCGAAAGAAAUGAUCGAUGUUUUGAGCGAAAUGACUCAAAUUAACCGAGAAGUCGAAAUUAAAGAUAUCUUAGCGAGAUACACAACCGAUGUAAUUGGAAACACAGCUUUUGGAAUUGAAUGUAAUAGUUUGAGAAAUCCGGAAGCUGAGUUUAGGGUGAUGGGGAAUCGGGCUUUUCUACAAACGAAAUGGGAUUUGAUUCGAAAUAUGAUUAUUUGCGCAUCGGACAAAGUUGCUAAAGUUUUACGAUUAAGCGUUUUUCCCAAAGAAGUUUCGAAAUUUUUUAAAAAAGUCUUAGAAGAAACGAUUAGUUAUCGAGAAAAUAAUAACGUGAUGCGUAAAGAUUUCCUACAAAUCUUAAUUAUGCUAAAAAACGGCCAAAAUUUAGAAUCAAAUGAAUUAAACGACCAAAAAAUAACGUUAAACGAAGCUUUAGCACAAGGAUUUAUAUUUUUCUUGGCUGGUUUUGAAACAACCUCAACCUCGAUGGGUUUCGCAGUUUUCGAAUUAGCCCUAAACGAAGAUAUCCAAGAAAAAGCCAGAAAGGAAGUUUUUGAAACUCUCGAGAAACACAAUGGGGAGAUAAAUUACGAUUUUAUUUCGGAAUUAAAUUAUUUAGACAUGGUUUUAGCAGAAUCGAUGCGAAAAUAUCCACCGGCACCUGCCUAUUGUAGGAAAUGUACCAAAGAUUAUCAAAUACCCGGAACUAAAACAAUAAUCAAGAAAGGAAUGCCUUUAGUGAUUCCCACCUUUGCCCUUCAUCGUGACCCCGAUUAUUUCCCGGAACCGGACGUUUUCAAUCCUGAGAGGUUCAACAACACCAAUAAACACAAUAUAAAAGAAUUUUCUUAUAUACCAUUCGGAGAAGGACCAAGAAAAUGUAUAGGUAUGAAAUUUGCAACUGUUCAAUCAAAACUAGCGUUAGUCGUUUUAUUAAAAAGUUUUAAAUUCAAAUUAAGUGAAAAAACGAUAUUGCCGUUAAAGAUGGAAACGAAGGGAAUCACCUUGGCCCCGGCUAAUGGGGUUUGGAUUGAAAUGGAACGAAUAUAGCGUUGGAACAACUUUUAAAUUAAAAAAAAUCUUACCUUUCCGGCUAAUUCCAAAAUAGCAAUCUUUC
This is a messenger RNA of Onthophagus taurus, 1641 nucleotides long. Lineage: Eukaryota; Metazoa; Arthropoda; Insecta; Coleoptera; Scarabaeidae. The record is from RefSeq and is a predicted model, not a curated record.